GCGACACAGAGAGAUGGUCUACAUGGAUGUGGGUCACCUGUUGGUGCUGCUGCUGCUACUGCAGCUGUGGAGCUCAGAACUCCAGACUGAAGGAAAACACAACUCAGAAGAGUUUGUCAGGUUGCAGGGAGGUCGCUGCACAGGAACACUGCAGCUGAAGCAUCAUGAAGAAUGGAGACCAGUGAAUGACUUAGACUCUGUCUGGACCCUGAGGACAGCAGCUGUUGCCUGCAGAGAGUUGGACUGCGGCUCUGCUGUUUCUGUAGAACAGAGAAAAGAUUUCUCAUACAGAUCUGUGUGGGACAUCAGGUCUUACUGUGUGGAGUCAGGAUCUGCUCUGAGUGAGUGUGCAACAUCAUCUUUCUCUUACCACCUCCUGGAUCUCACCUGCUCAGACUCUGUCAGGCUGGUGAAUGGGACCAGUCUGUGCUCAGGCAGACUGGAGGUGAAGAAUAAUCAGUCUCCCCAGAGGUGGUCCUUGGUGUGUGAAGCUGACUUUGACUGGCAGGAUGCAAAGGUUGUGUGUAGGGAGCUUGGCUGUGGGAAUCCUUCAGUCAUCGAGGGGGCGCUCUAUGGAGAAGUGGAGGCUCCAAUGAGGACCAAAGAGUUCCAGUGUGGAGGGAAUGAGGCUGCUCUCCUGGACUGUGGAAGUUUAGGCUUGGAUGGAAACGUCACCUGCUCCCCUGGAAAAGCUGUUGGACUCACAUGCUCAGAACCAAUCAGGUUGAGGGGAGUCAGCCGCUGUGCAGGAACACUGACGGUGAAACAUCAGGGAGAAUGGAGACCAGUGUCUGACUUUAACUCCGUCUGGACCCCUAAGACAGCAGCUGUUGCCUGCAGAGAGUUGGACUGUGGCUCUGCUGUUUCUGUAGAACAGAAAAAAGAGUCCUCGAUAAUAUCAGUGUGGAGGAUCUGGUCUGACUGUGUUCAGUCUGGAUCUAGUCUGAGGGAGUGUGCAGCCUCAUUUUCCUCUUCCUACAUCCUGGAUCUCACCUGCUCAGACUCUGUCAGGCUGGUAAAUGGGACCAGUCUGUGCUCAGGCAGACUGGAGGUGAAGACCCGGAAGUGGUCCUCAGUGUGUGAAGCUGACUUUGACCAGCAGGAUGCAGAGGUUGUCUGUAGGGAACUUGGCUGUGGGGCUCCUUCAGUCCUCCAGGGGAUGCUCUUUGGAGAGGUGGAGGCUCCAGUGAGUACCAAAGAGUUCCAGUGUGGUGGCAAUGAGUAUGCUCUCCUGGACUGUAGAAGCUCAGGCUCAGAUAGAAACAACUGCUCAUCUGGAAAAGCUGUUGGACUCUCCUGCUCAGAACCCGUCAGGUUGGUGGGAGGACUCGUUCGUUGUACAGGAUCACUGGAGGUGAAACAUCAGGGAGACUGGAGACCAGUGAUUGUCUCUGGCUUGAUCACAGAGGUAGGAGCUGUUGCAUGCAGAGAGCUGGGCUGUCUUUCUCCUGUUUCCGUAGGAUGGAAGAAAGAGUCCUCAGUCCGAUCUGUUUGGAUGAUCAGCUCUGACUGUGUUCAGUCUGGAUUUACUUUGAGGGAGUGUGCAGUGUCAUAUUCCCAUUCUUCCAUCCUGAAUCUCAUCUGUUCAAGCCCAUCAGUGACACAAGCCACAGGUCCGAGGCCUUUUAUCAUCAAAGCGGUUGUCCUGCUGCUAACUUUGCUGCUGGUGAACGUGUCUCUUUACUUCUACUAUAAGGCCAGCAGGGGACAGCAGACAGACACGCAGGAGGAUAUUGAGCUAAAUCAUUAUCACAUGGGUGUUCCUGCAGUUGAAGAAGAGCAAACUGAAGAAGAAGGAGCAGAGUAACACCUCCAAAGAGCUCUUCUCCCAUCCAUAUGGAUUUUAAUGUGCAAGUUCCUUUGAAAACAAGAGGACACAAAUGAUUACGUUACAUUAUAUACUAUAUAGCUCACAUCUCUAAGGCCAUUGGUUCCUACUGAAAGCGUACAAACACCUGAGAAUUUGAAAUUACAAUUAAAAACAAAAACAGGCCAACCAGUAACAAUGUAAAAUAAUAUUAAAUUUUAAAUUGAAACUUGAAACAUUGACAAAAUCCUCUUAAUUAUGUAUUACAAUAUUCAGUGUAAAUUAAAUUGAGUGACAUUUGAAUUAAAUCCUGAGAUAACAGGGAACUCAGAGCCACCUUCUUCAGACCUAAACAACAGAAUAGGUUGAUUGCCAUUGAUUCCUAAAACAACACAGACUGUCGCACAUUGGCCGUUUUAAACGUGUGACCAUGUUACGUGACUGCGGUGGAUAUUUUGAUCAUGUGACCAUUCUAUUUAACAUAAUGAACUGUUUUUUAAGAUAGCUAACAUUGUAAACUAUUUAGAGUUAGUAAAACAUCAGGGAUUGGCUUAAAAUGAGGAAUGCUACCUCAUUGUGCAGAAUUUAGUUAUACUUGGCCAUCUCACUUACUUUUAAAAUUACUAGCCUCACAACCUAACAACAAAUGUUGUUAUGAGCUGCUUACACAACCUCCCCACACGGUUGUUUUCUUGCCGCUGGAGAUCUGCACAUACAGGGUUGGUGAACCACAUUCGGUGCCAAGUUGAGAAUCAGUUAGUAUUUGUGAUUGAUUAAAGAAAUACAAUGCAUCAAAGUCAUAUAGCUCACAAACAAAGUACAAAUAAAUCAGUCAAAAUCUGUGGUAUUUUUCUAAACAAAUUUCAUGCUUUUUCAUAACAAAUGUUUAUUUUUGUACAGGAAUUUACUUGAUUUCGUAAUAGAUUGC
Messenger RNA from Etheostoma cragini (Arkansas darter), 2735 nucleotides. Its product is annotated as scavenger receptor cysteine-rich type 1 protein M130-like. Gene Ontology annotation, cellular component: membrane. Bases 14 to 1807 code for a protein of 597 amino acids. The transcript has 9 exons. The record is from RefSeq and is a predicted model, not a curated record. NCBI's taxonomy places the organism in Eukaryota, Metazoa, Chordata, Actinopteri, Perciformes, Percidae.